AUAAAAUUGCCUGUGAAACCCGCAGCAAACACAUCGGCAACUGUUGCUGCCACGCACUGUAUGCCAGCAACAAUUGCUUCGCGUCAAAUGAGUCAGAACAAUCAACAUCAGCAGCAGCAGCAACAUCAGCAGCAGCAGCAACAGCAGCAGCCGCAGCAACAGCAGCAGCAGCGGCUCUAUGCAAAGAAUGUGGCCAAAGCCAACAAUGCUAACAAUAAUGCAAACAACAGCAGCAGUAGCAACAACAAUAACAACAAUGGCAGCAACAACAACACCAACAACAGUGCAAAUUUGGCUCCAGGCUGGCGUCGACUAACCAACAACAAUGAAGUGGCCUACAUCAGUCCAACGGGCAAAACGCUGCGCACCCAAUACCAAAUCAAGGACUAUUUGCUAACACAGGGUACCUGCAAGUGUGGCCUGCCGUGUCCGCUGCGGCCGGAAUACUUUUUCGAUUUUAAUGCUCAGGUGCCCAACAUGCCAUUAAAGGUGUCGCCAGGCAGCAGCCAAGAGGCGAUUGUGGCGCUCUGCUCACACCAGCGGCACCUGCUCGACGGAGAGCAGUUGCACAAUCCGCAGCCUGUCAAGGAUUUAAUGAUGGCGACGACAAUGUCGAUGGCGAAGGCAACAGCAGCUGCUGUCGCUACGGUCAGUGAUGCGUUUACUGCGUUGAUGGCAACAACAACAACAAUAACAACAGCAGCUGCAGCAAAUGCAUCAACAACGGCAACGGCAACGGCAACAGCAACGGCGACAACGGCAACGGCAACAACAACAGCAACGACAGCAUCAACAGCCACAUUAGAGUUGGCCCACAAAGACGCUGAUUGCCACAAAUAUGGCAGCAGCAGCAACAACARCAACAACAGCAGCUAUAAGCUGGCCAACAGGACAACAGUUUCAGCUCCAGUCACAGUCACAGCCACGCCCAUAUCCACAAACGCGGCCGUCAUGCAAACUAGUCAAGCAAUGGGCAUGGAGAGCGCGCCAAAGCGAACAGCAGGAGCAGCUCCUGCUCCUGUUUCUGCUCCUGGUCCGCUGCCAGUCGCAGAGUCGGCUGCAACAGUUCCAGCGCCUGUGAUAAAGGCCGUGGCAACGGUUUCUACGCCUGCUCCUCCUCAUCCCGCAGCCCAGCAGCAGCAGCAGCAGCCCAACUUCAAGGAUGAUCCCGCAGGCUACUUGCAGCAGCAAACGACGCUGCUGCACAAUACGCUGGGUGCGGGUCUGGAUGCCAAGCCAGUCACGGCCAACGCCACAGGCACUGCCACGGCCCGUGCACUGCCCCAGGAGCCCAUUGUGCACAGCUCCCAGCACCAGCAGCAGCAGCAGCAGCGUCGAGGCAUUCGUCGKCUCUCGAUGCUCACGGGCGGCAAGUGGGAGGUGGACCCAAGUGCGCCGCGCUCGCUGCAUGUCGACACGGCAGCGGCAUUCGCGCGUCCACAGAAGCCACAGAUCACCAGCAUUACGGUGGUGCCGGCACCCCAGGAGUCGCCAGUAUCCAGCAGCGGGCCCGAGGCAGAGAAGCGCCCCGAGCAAGUGGGCGCCAUCUCGACGAGCCACGAGAGUCCGCGACACAGUCUCUCCCCGCCCACUGAUUCCCUGGACUCGGGCAAGAGCACGCCCAGCGCCUCGCCCAAGCCGCAGCAGGCGCAAAUUCAAAUGCAGAUGCGUCAGCCCCAGCCCCAGUCCCAGUGCCAGGUGCCAAGCCAACCAGUAGCGGCCCAGCCCACAGCUCAGCUGCGGCUGCUGCGGCAGCAGUGCCAGCCCGCAGUUGGCCCGGCCCAAAGGCAGUCGAUGGCCAAUAACGGGGCAGCCACGCUGACGCGCAGCAUUGUGACGACCACGGCGGGCAUCAGUCGACCGGGGGGCACUACGCUGAGCAGCGGGAACACUGCUGUGGCGCAGCUGCAGUCCAUGGCGAACAACAGUGGCGGCGGCAACCAGCUGAUCAUGACCUCCUCUGGCCAGCUGCUGGUCAUACCCAGCGCUAGCAAGCAGCAGGCAGCUGCGGCACAGCAGGCUCAGCGGCCGGCGCAGGCAGCCCAGCUGCAUGCCCAGCCAGGCGGCGGGUAUAUCGUUAGCCAGCCGUCGUCGAUACUUAAUGCUGGCGGGGCUAAGCUGCUGCAUCAUCAGAUCAUCACCUCGCAGGCCAGCCAAAUCAGUCAGAUCAGUCCGGCGGGCACGUCGGCGGCGCCACAGACGGUGCUGCUCAACACGUUGCCCAAUGGCGGCUACAUCGUCCAUCACCAGCAGCAACAGCAGCACCAGGAGCACCAUCAACCGAUGCUGGGCAUGCCACAGCCAGCGGCACCCAUUAUGACGUCGCCCGAGGCCAAGCGGCGGCCACGCAAGCGCAAGACCUCUGUGUGCAGCACACCGCCGCCGCCUUUGGUCUGUGGCGUGGGUGGUUCGCCGGCAAAGACGCAUUCACCCCAGAUCUCGCCCAGCAUACCCAGCCAGGCGCCAGCUCUGCUGCAGCAGGCGGCCAAUGCCGCUGCAGUGGCAGCGCCCGCAGCUCCGGCGCAGUUCUCGCAGCAAUUCCAGCUGAGUCCGGGCAUUCAGGGCAUUGUGGUCAACAAACCGGCGACGGCUGCAGCCCAGCCACAGCAGCUGCUGCUCCAGAAUGGCCAGAUUCUGCAGCAGGUGAAUCUCAUUGGUCAGCAGCUACUAAUGCCAGCGGGCCUGGUCAUGGGUCCGGACGCCACUUUGCUGCAGAUACAAAACAUGCCCACGACGAGUCUGCUCACCCAUCAGGGACAGGUGAUGCUGCGCACGCCCUCGCCACAGAACAAGCCCUCCUUCAUCUCGCCCAGCACCGGUGGCCAGCAGUAUAUUGUGGGCGCCAACGGCCAGCUGAGUCCCAUUGGCCAGAUCUAUUCGACGCCCAUGGGCCUGGUCAUGCCAACGGGUCAGCAAAGCGGCGCCUCCUUUGUGCAGGCCAGUCCCACGGCCACCAUACAGAUUCAGCAGCAGCAGCAGGCACCACCACAGCAGCAGCAGCAGCAUCAGAUCAGCCUGCAGCCACCGCAGACGACUGGCUACGUAACGGAUCCACACAGCAAUCGGCAAGUGACUGCCGCCAGUCCGCCGGACACCACCACGUGCAGCCCGCGCAGCCCUGAGCGACCGCCCAGUCACCGGAGCAGCGGCAGCGGCGAUAUGGUGCAGUGCGUCUCUAGCUCGGAGCCGGAUGCGGCUAUUUCGCCCCAGAGCGCUGAGAGUCGGCAGUCGCCCUCAUCGACGGAUUGCGAGCGGACCAUCUGCAGCAGCAACUUGUUUAGCCAGCCCAGCAGCAUCUAUAAGCCAACGGAUGCGAAGAUUCGGCGUAUUCACAUCACGUCGCAGCAGCAGGCGUCGACGGAGAGCAACCACACUGUGGGACUUAUGGGCCAAGGUAUGCGACUGACUAGCACCACAUCCCUGUCCAUCUCAUCAUCAUCGUCAUCGUCAGCGUCGGCAACAAUGUCAACGCCAUCAAUAACCACAGCGGCAUCGGGUCGCCAAAUCAUGCACCACCAACACCACCAACAUCACCAACAGCCCCUAACCUCCAAUAGCCAUCAAAGCGUCUAUGUCCAUAAUCACAAAGUAGUUAGCGUUGACUACCAGGAGUCGCCCACCACCACGCAGCUGCCGCCCAUUUCGGAUGCACCAGCGCCCAGUGAAGCUGCACCACCCAAAGCCAACUGCCGCACACCCACGAAACGGGCACGCCGACUCCACCGCACACUGGCCAGAAAUUCGCCAAAUGGUGUGGCUCUGUUGCCACCGCGCACAUUCGCCAUUGGUGAGCUGAUUUGGGGGCCGGCGCGUGGGCAUCCCGCCUGGCCCGGCAAGAUAGUCAAGAUGCCCGACGGUGUCUGCACACCGUCGCAACAAUUCGACCACGUGUGGGUGCAGUGGUUCGGCGGCGGCGGCCGAUCCACCUCCGAGCUAAUCCCGGUCAACCUAUUGCAGAGCCUUUCCGAGGGCCUGGAGGCGCACCACAAGGCGCAAAAGGAUACCAGAAAGAGCCGCAAACUGAACUCGCAACUCGAGCGGGCAAUACAAGAAGCAAUGACUGAGUUGGAUAACAUUUCAGCCUCGGCAACCGCAACAUCCGCGCCAGCAUCCGCAGUAAUUGGCCAGCAGCUGCAACAGCCACAGCAGCCGCAGCAUCCCACAUCCACGAACAGCACUAGCAAUGGAGUGGUGCGAGGCAAGCGCACAGGCACAGGAAUGCCGAGUGGACAGACGAGCAUUGGGAGUGCUAGCGUGACGCUGACCGCAAGCACAGCGGCCACACUGAGCGGCCUCUUCAGUCAGCAGCGUGCCAAGCCCAUACGCAUAGCGCCCGCUCCGCCGGCUCCAACGGGUGUGCCGGCAGCAGCAGCUGGAGCAAGUCCGGAGAUCCUGAAGCUGGCCAAAUGACCAGCGCUGUCGGCGUUGCCGUCGACAGUCACCACAGCAAACUAUACGCUCGUCAUUGGCCAUAAGUAGAAGCAACUAUCAACAGUAUAUAUUCAGAUAGAUAUAUACUAUAUAUAGAUAUAUAUUCAUACAUACAUAUGUGUAGUUAGAUGUCAGCCCCAAACUGUCUAUAAUUUUCUAUCGAAUUACGACUCUGCUUAGUUGCGCCUGUGCGGCGUUGCCACAUCUUUGAAAUAGACAAUAAAACAAUAUUAAAAUGUUAACGGAAACGAAGUUACAAAACGGACGAAGGAAACUUAGACAAAGAGAGCGAGAGAGAUAGAGAGAAUGGUUGAACUAUAAGCAAAGAACAGUUUUCGUUUGCUUACGCUAAACUCAGUUGUUUUUUUUUAAAUGUGUAUAUAUUAUAAUAUAGAUGGAUCAGAUGAACAUACCUAUUAUUGUCAUUUUAUUGAACAGAUUGUAAAUGUUUAGGCACAUAUUUAUUUAUUGAGUAUAAAUCAUAGUUUGCAUAGGUUUUUUGUUUUCGUUGCAAUCUUUAGACUUAACUUUUAUUUUUAUAUAUUUAGCUAGCAUAAGCCGAAAUUUAGCCAUUAAGUUCUAAUGCAGCCAAUUAAUGCACAUUUCGAUGUGCUUAUUGUUUUCUUUUUUGCCUAAUUCAUCAAAUUCUUGCAGAAGAAACAUUGUAAUCAAAAGCAUAUAACUGAUACUAUUUCUAACUCCGAGAUACUUAUUGAAUGGGAAAUAUCAA
This is a messenger RNA of Drosophila arizonae, 5161 nucleotides long. It is a transcript of the gene sba, whose product is annotated as six-banded. Gene Ontology annotation, cellular component: nucleus; chromocenter. The record is from RefSeq and is a predicted model, not a curated record. Gene Ontology annotation, molecular function: chromatin binding; DNA binding. NCBI's taxonomy places the organism in Eukaryota, Metazoa, Arthropoda, Insecta, Diptera, Drosophilidae.